Messenger RNA from Orbicella faveolata, 982 nucleotides. RefSeq lists its product as uncharacterized. Lineage: Eukaryota; Metazoa; Cnidaria; Anthozoa; Scleractinia; Merulinidae. The record is from RefSeq and is a predicted model, not a curated record.
UUUAAGAAAAAUGAUGGACAGUAUGGCUUCAAGGGAAAGCAUCAUUGUUUACAAAAGCGUUUUAUCAGUGUUUACACAAGAAUUUAGCCUUGUCGUGUGGCUUCAUGUGCGACCGGAAAACGAACCCCCAAAAAUUGGGAAUUGAACAGACUUGCGGUAAAAGUUGCUGUUGUGCCGCGCCAGGAAUCCCAGGUAUCCCUGGGAGCGCUGGUCCCGCGGGACCAGCUGGGGUCGCGGGAUCGCUCGGCCCGCAAGGACCCAUAGGACCGCGUGGGGAGCGAGGCUAUGAUGGCAAACCAGGAAGCCAAGGCCCUCCAGGACCCCAGGGACCUCCAGGGACGCCGACAAGUAACUGGAAACAGUGCGUUUGGAAAAAUAUCAACGACGACAUGGACACUGGACUGCUCAAGGAAUGUCUUUUCAAUAAAAAGUCAGACAAAACUGGUCUGCGCGUGUACUGGAAUGGCAACCUUCGCAUCUAUAACUGCCAUGACUGCUGCAGACGAUGGUAUUUUACCUUCAACGGAGCCGAGUGCUCAGUUCCGGAUGCGAUUGAUGGCGUGGUCUAUAUGGUACAUGGGGAUGGCGCCAAAAAGAACUUGCUCCGCCCUCACCAUAUUGAAGGAGUGUGUGAGAACAUCGCCAAGGGCACUGUCCGCGUGGGAUUCUGGGUCGGUAAUUGUGCUGGUUACGGAUCUGCUGACGCGUACACGGGUUGGAACUCAGUGUCCCGGAUCUAUGUGGAAGAAGUACCACCCCCGCAGGCUUAAAUUCCGCUGAGAGACGACAAUAAAAUUCCAAGUUCGGUUUUGGAGUAGACUAGGUAGAGACACUAUGAAACUGGGCAAAAUAAAAUAAGUUCUUAAGAGUUAUUGUAAGAAGAUAGUAGGGAUCUCAGUUUGGGCUUUAGCCGCUUUUGGCAAGAUCCUGCUGAUAAUGAUGUCAAAGUAACCAUAAAUAAAUGACUUGGCAUGGAAAUAAA